This is a messenger RNA of Spea bombifrons (plains spadefoot toad), 1836 nucleotides long. Its product is annotated as zinc finger protein 728-like. Gene Ontology annotation, molecular function: DNA-binding transcription factor activity; RNA polymerase II cis-regulatory region sequence-specific DNA binding. The coding region runs from base 61 to 1437 and encodes 458 amino acids. Lineage: Eukaryota; Metazoa; Chordata; Amphibia; Anura; Pelobatidae. The transcript has 4 exons. Gene Ontology annotation, biological process: regulation of transcription by RNA polymerase II. The record is from RefSeq and is a predicted model, not a curated record.
UUCGGGGCGUACAGGCAUCGAAAGGUCACCUGGAGUUUAUAUGUGUACCAACUCACACCAAUGAACUCACCAAAGAGUACCUUUCAGACUGAACAUCAUGUAUUUAUAAAGGUAAAAGUAACAGGAGAUUCUGAGCAGCGUGUGGUUGAGAAGGAAGACAGUACAUGGAAAGACAAUGCUGUAUAUCCAAGGACUGAACUGGAGAUGGCUGAAGAUCCUGAAAAGUUUAAUGUCCCUCUCAGCUGGACCAUAAAAGAUAAUGUUGUUUUAUGUUCCCGGGAUGUAAAAGACUAUGUUGUGUCACCACAGAGCUCUGAAGAGACAGGCAAAUACAAUUCUCAAAAUACAAAUGCAGAACACCACCUGAAAGAAGAUGGAGAUGCGCAGCAUGCAAAAUUCCUCAACGGGCCUAGCGCGCAGAGCAAAGAAAUAACACAAAUAAUUGAUACAAAAAGAAGAUCUCCAGCGAAUGAAAACUGUAAACGUUUAGCAGAAAUAAUCCAUGUGCCUGGUUUAGGUUACAAAUGUAAUAUAUGUAACAAAAUGUUUAGGAUUCCAUCUCUGGUUGCCUUUCACCAAAAGGCCCACUCAGGAGAGAGGCCGUUUUCUUGUUCAGUUUGUAACAAACGAUUUGCUCGCAAAUCAGAUCUUGUGAGGCAUGAGUGGAUUCAUAAGAGAAGAAGUCUGUUUCAUUGUAGCGUGUGUGGCAAAGGAUUUAAUGCACCCUCACGUCUUCAGUCUCACCAGAAGACUCAUGUGGAAUUCUACAAGACCAAUAUAUUGAAUAAGAAACCAACUAAAUUGCUAAACUCGUACAGCUGUGAAGAAUGUGGGAAGGAGUUCUCCUAUUACUUGUCCUUAAUAAGACAUCGGCAGGUUCACAUCAAAAAUCAGUACAAUAUUGAGUGUGAGAAAGAAAAAGAAAUGUCCUAUGAUUGCAACACAUGUGGACUGACUUUUACACGUCAUAGCUAUCUACUUGAGCACCAACAAAUACAUACAGGAUAUGUACUCCACGUUUGUGAAAGGUGUGGGAAACGCUUUGUCAGUGGUGGAUCACUUGCCCGACACCAGAAAACUCAUACAGAAGAACAAGACUAUGUUGUGUCACCACAGAGCUCUGAAGAGACAGGCAAAUACAAUUCUCAAAAUACAAAUGCAGAACACCACCUAAAAGAAGAUGGAGAUGCGCAGCAUGCAAAAUUCCUCAAUGGGCCUAGCGCGCAGAGCAAAGAAAUAACACAAAUAAUUCAUACAAAAAGAAGAUCUUCAGUGAAUGAAAACUGUAAACGGUUAGAAGAUAUAAUCCAUGUGCCUGGUUUAGGUUACAAAUGUAAUAUAUGUAACAAAAUGUUUAGGUUUCCAUCUUGGGUUGCCAUUCACCAAAAGACCCACUCAGGAGAGAGGCCGUUUUCUUGUUCAGUUUGUAACAAAUGAUUUGCUUGCAAAUCAAAUUUUGUGAGGCAUGAGUGGAUUCAUAAGAGAAGAAGUCUGUUCCAUUGUAGUGUGUGUGGCAAAGGAUUUAAUACACCCUCACGUCUACAGUCUCACCAGAAGACUCAUGUGGAAUUCUACGAGACCAAUAUAUUGAAUAAGAAACCAACUAAAUUGCUAAACCCGUACAGCUGUGAAGAAAUGUCCUAUGAUUGCAACACAUGUGGACUGACUUUUACACGUCAUAGCUACCUACUUGAGCACCAACAAAUACAUACAGGAUAUGUACUCCACAUUUGUGAAAGGUGUGGGAAACGUUUUGUCAGUGGUGGAUCACUUGCCCGACACCAGAAAACUCAUACAGAAGAACAACCUUACUCCGGUGAAAGUGGGGAGAUAUCC